Molecule: messenger RNA, 717 nt
Organism: Fusarium graminearum PH-1
Lineage: Eukaryota; Fungi; Ascomycota; Sordariomycetes; Hypocreales; Nectriaceae
Exons: 4
Coding region: 34-288 (84 amino acids)
Biological process (GO): spliceosomal snRNP assembly; mRNA splicing, via spliceosome
Cellular component (GO): U4 snRNP; precatalytic spliceosome; catalytic step 2 spliceosome
Molecular function (GO): RNA binding
Source: RefSeq, a predicted model, not a curated record
AGCAUCCAAGCUAUUCUACAUUUACUGCUCAAGAUGGCGCCCGCGCAACCUGAGCUCAAGAAGUACCUCGACAAGAGACUGUUCGUUCAAUUGAACGGCAGCCGAAAGGUCAUCGGCGUCCUCCGCGGUUACGAUGUCUUUCUGAACAUCGUUCUCGACGAGGCGGUGGAGGAGAAGGACAAUGGCGAGAAGGUCAGAAUCGGCAUGGUUGUCAUCCGCGGCAACUCAGUGGUGAUGCUCGAAGCGUUGGAACGAAUCGGCGGAGACGACCGACGAGGAGACCGAUAAACCCCCCUGGCGGCAGUGGAAGCACAGGAAGAGAUGAUGGAUAUUAUAUGAUCUUUAUUGGCGUUAAGGUCGAAAAUUGAGACACGUUCUUGCGGAAACUUUGCUUGGGAACACGUCUAAUAGACAAACAAGAGAGAAUAACCCUCGACUGUUAUACUGUGCCCAUCCUCACUCUUUCUUCUCCCAGGCCUUUUCGUCGUAAAAGUCCAUCAACUGGCCAUCGUAUGCCUUUUGCCAACCCUUGAUUCCUCCGGUCAGAAUUUCAGCCUUGAUGUCAGUUUCACCAACCUCGUCGAGGUAGUCCUGCAUCCACCUGGCGCAUCGUGGACCACGGCCAUUGGAGCUCCCUGGAGUAUUAUGAGUGACGGAUUGGAGUAGCCUCUCGGGACAAUAAAGUACUUACCGCAAUAAAAGAUAAUUCUCUUGAUA